Messenger RNA from Lotus japonicus, 1741 nucleotides. RefSeq lists its product as uncharacterized. Bases 16 to 1734 code for a protein of 572 amino acids. NCBI's taxonomy places the organism in Eukaryota, Viridiplantae, Streptophyta, Magnoliopsida, Fabales, Fabaceae. The record is from RefSeq and is a predicted model, not a curated record. The transcript has 5 exons.
CUUGUUUGUGCUUGCAUGUGGUCCAUGAGAUUCCCUUUAAAGUUUAUUCUAUUGUCUUUCUACAGGCCUACUGUUGCCCAUGUGAUAACCAUGAAAGUGCAUCAUAGGGGUGAAAUUACAUUUGACCCAAAUAUGCCCUAUGAAAGUGGGCUCUGCCAAUCCUUUGAACAUAUGGAUGUGGAUCACAUUUCAUCCAUUGUGGUGAGUAAUUUGGUAAAGUACUUGGGAUAUCCCAGCUUCAAAUGCUUGUGGUAUAGGCAUGUGGCUAGUGAUGGGUCUGUCUGCUUUAGUCCACUUUCCAAUGAUGAAGAUGUUAGAGAAUUCUUUGAAAAUGUUAAAGGUGUAGCUGAAGUUGAUAUUUAUGUUGAACACCUAGUGGAAGAUCCAAAUAUUGUUCCUCUAAUUGCUUACAAGAGUGCUGAAGAUACUCCUGAGGUAUUGCAAGUUGGUUCUGAAAGUGAUGAUGAGGUAUUGCAAGACAGGGAGGGUGAGACUGAGACAGUCAAGGAGGCUGAGUUAGUGCAAGACAAGGAUGGUCAAAGUGUGCAGGAAAUUCAGAUUGAUGCUGAGGUUCUCCAACCUGAACAGAGAAGAGGUGCUGAGUUAGAGCAACACAGGGAGGCUGAAGAAGGGCAUGAAAAGGAAAGUGAGGCUGAGAUUGUUGUCAAUGAUGAACAGAGGAGAAGUGCUGAGUUAGAGCAAGACAAGGAGGCUGAAGAAGCGCAUGAAAAAGAAUUUGAGGCUGAGGUUGUUGUCAAUGAUGGACAGAGGAGAGGUACUGAGUUAGAGCAAGACAAGGAGGGUGAGUCAGUGCAAGAAAAAGAAAUUGAGUCUGAGGAACAGAUUCGUGAUGUGGAUGACAAUGAUGAAGUAACUGAAAAUGACAAGGGGGUAGAUAAGGGAAAAAGAAAGGCCAGUGAGGUUCUUCUCAGUGAUGAAGAUGAGGAUUCUGAUGCUGAAUUUGAUCCAAAUGAUGAAGAGGCAUCCUCUGAUUUUUCAAUGGAUGACAGUGACUACGAAGAAGAUUGGGAUUGGCUAUGUGUGCUUCCUAAAGAGUCUCUGCUGAAUAUAGCUGAGGCCAAUCCAGAUCCCACUUUUGCAGAAGGUUCUACUGAUCAAUAUACUCAAGCUGUGAAUGAGUCAAGGAACCUGGAGCCUAGUACAUAUGAGGAAUUUGAAGAUGAGGAUGGUGAUUCUGAGGACUUAGAAAGUCCAUCAGAAAGCGAUGAUGAAGGAAAAAGUAGAAGGAAAUAUCCUAAGUUCAAACCUACUGAAGAUGGGGAGGUGGUUCACCUUGAGUUAGGUCUGACUUUCAACAACAAAGAUCAGUUUAAGGAUGCUGUCAGUGAUUUUGCUAUCCAAACCAAGAAGAAUCUGACAAUCACCAAAAAUGAUAAAAAGAGGAUGGUGGUUAAAUGUGUUAAGGAGUGUCCAUUCUACCUGAGAGCCAGCAAGACUCCCUCAAGGCCUAUCUGGCAAAUUGUAAGCUUCCAUAACAACCAUAAUUGCUGCAGGACAGCCAGUAAUAGGCAGGCAAAGACAUUUUGGCUUGCUAAGAAAUUUAUGCAAAUUCUGAAACACACUCCAGAUUUGAAAGUGAGGGGCUUGAUAGAGGAGGCAAGGGUCAGGUGGGGCAUUGUGAUAGGGAGGUACAAGGCAUACAGGGCAAAGGUCAAGAGUCUAGAGAUGUUGCAUGGUGCAAGUGUGGAGCAAUACAUGCUGCUGAAUUGCUGAGAAGCAA